Sclerotinia borealis F-4128 is the source of this 2361-nucleotide messenger RNA. The record is from the annotation of a GenBank genome assembly. Lineage: Eukaryota; Fungi; Ascomycota; Leotiomycetes; Helotiales; Sclerotiniaceae.
AUGAUACAAUUUCCUGCUAGAGCGGUUCACGGUGACAAUGGCGAACAUGGAGAAUUCGAACCUCUGCCUCAACCACCGUCGCCUGCAGCAGCCCCAUGGGGUGGAUUUCACAACAAUGAUUCAGUCGCUUCCUUUGAUACCAUUCAAAACAGUCGACCUAAUACCCUGCGAUCAUCGUCCAAUACAUAUUUACUCAACAAUUACAGCUCAGCAACUCUCUUAGGUGGAAGUCAAACACCGGGCACAUCCACACCCGGCCCAUCAUCAUACGGCCCAUCAUUAAGCCCUUUUCAUGGCGACUCUUUCUCCGAUACCUCAUCCUACGAUGGAGCAACAGCAUGCCCAUCACCAGGUUUACGAGAGAAUGAGAGUAUCAGUUAUGAAGACUUCAAAAAGGAAGAUCCAGCCACCGCUCGAAAAGUCAGACAUUUCAACACCUUCAACAAGCAAUAUGAUACCUCUAUAUAUAAAAUCGAAACAUUGCACAAGCACGACGAUGAAAUUUUUCUUUCUCCUUGGAAACGAAAGAUGUAUCGAUUAUCACCAUUUUUCACAUUGCUAGCCUGCGCUUCAUACUUCCUCUACUAUGCAUUCCGAAUUUAUUGCACCAUUCAAGCUCAAAAGGCAUUUCACAAAGUGUACAUCAUGGCAUGGCUUUUUAUUGCAUCAGAAGGUUGCGUUGCUUGUCCCGCUCUACUCCAUCAAAUGUACCAAAUGUUAUCUAUCCGCGGCCGUACACGCCCCAAGCUUCGUCUUCGUGGUGACGAGGUACCUACUGUUGAUGCUUUCAUUACAUGCUGUGGCGAAGAUGUAGAUGUUGUUCUUGAUACAGCUCGCGCUGCUCUUGCUGGUGAUUACCCACAAGACCGCUUCCGCGUCGUCGUUCUCGACGAUGGCAAAGAUCCUGAGUUGGAAAAGGCCGUCAAUGAACUCUCGCUCGAUUAUCCUAACGUCUACUACCAUGCUCGCAUCAAGAUCAAGGGCGUCCCACAUCAUUUCAAAGCUGGAAAUCUUACCGGCGGCACCAAUUUUGUUCUUAAUUUGGAAGGAGGUGAAGCUGAAUAUAUUGCACCUUUGGAUGCGGAUAUGAUACCAGAGCCGGAUUGGUUGAGAGCUAUUAUUGCACAUAUGAUUAUUGACGAUAAGAUGGCUCUUGUUUGUCCACCGCAGCUUUUCUACAACGUCCCUGUCAACGACCCUCUCUGUCAAUCCCUCGAUGCCUUCGUUCACGUAAUGGAGCCUACCAAAGAUGCCAACGGAGUAGCCUGGUGUACUGGUUCCGGCUAUGCCAUCCGCCGCGCAGCCCUCGACGAUAUCGGAGGAUGGCCCGUCGGUUCCCUUGCCGAAGAUACCUUCACCUCAUCUCUACUCCUGGGCGCUGGCUGGAAAACCGCCUUUUGUCACGAAGCCUUACAAUUCGGUACCGUCCCCGACACCAUCACUGGUCAUCUCAAACAACGCACGCGUUGGACACUCGGAACGUUGCAAACCGCACUCAAAUUAAAAUUUUGUCUGUUUGGAGAUUUAGUCAAGGGAAUGGGAUUCUUCGCUCGUCUAUCCGCCUUCGUAUUCGCAAUCGAUGCAUUCUUCAAGAUAUUCCUUCUCAUCGCCCUCCUCACCAUCCCCAUCGUCCUCGUCUCCGGCGGUCAACUAGUAGCCUACAACAACGAAUUCCAACUCAAAUGGCAAAUCCGCCUCUGUUUCAUCUCGCUCGUACUGACGCGCACCAACGAAUGGGUCACCUAUCUCCCCUCGGGCUACCGUCUCGCGCAGCGCGACGCUGGCGCUCAAAUGUGGAUGGCGCCUUUCCACGCCAAAACCAUCAUCAUGUCCUUCAUCCUCCCUUCUUGGCUCGGUGGCCGCGCAAUGGCCUUCUCCAGUUCCGGCAGUCAGAAAAGCGACAUCAAUGAGCGCGACCCGGUUACGCGCGCAGGUCUCUUCCGUCGUCUCUGGGUUAUCCUCUGGGAUUGUCAAUGCUACAUGCAUCUACUCUACAUACUCUUCGUCAUUGGCGCCGUCACCUAUUCGACCGUUAAAGGUCUAGUCAUCGAAGCCGACACUAACAACACGCUCAAGAAAAAACUCGUCUAUUUACUCACUCAUGCGUUUUGGCCACCCAUGCUUUGGGUCCUGUGCAUCACGGCGUGUUUCGAACCCAUCCGCUAUGCGAUUUGGCCACCGACGAUGCCGGAUCGUGAGGAACUCUUGGAUCGUGAUGAUAAGACGCAGAUUGCGAGACCCAAGGAAGAAUGGAAGAAAACGCGUUAUGCGAAGACGACUUUCUUUCAUGAGUUUCAGUAUACGUUGUUGACGGGUUUUACGUGUAUGGUUUUCGUGGGGGCGUUUUUUAUUAGUACUUGA